Molecule: messenger RNA, 2433 nt
Organism: Thalassophryne amazonica
Lineage: Eukaryota; Metazoa; Chordata; Actinopteri; Batrachoidiformes; Batrachoididae
Gene: tfap2e
Product: transcription factor AP-2 epsilon
Exons: 7
Coding region: 327-1604 (425 amino acids)
Biological process (GO): regulation of transcription by RNA polymerase II; anatomical structure development; regulation of cell population proliferation
Cellular component (GO): nucleus
Molecular function (GO): RNA polymerase II transcription regulatory region sequence-specific DNA binding; DNA-binding transcription factor activity, RNA polymerase II-specific
Source: RefSeq, a predicted model, not a curated record
CGCGGCGGAAAUUCCAAGUUGAAUGAAUAUAUAUCUCUUUAAGAGAAGUGGACCCUGCGCGUCGACCCCUCCCCUCAUCCUUGCCGGGUGCGCGCAAAACCUAUAAAUAGUGCGCUCAUGGAGAGGCGUGAGGACUCCGUGUGUGCGUGUGUCUGGCAGCCGCUUUCAUCUGUGCGUAAAGAGGCCACCGGAGCGCCACAUCAGGAAAAGUAAAUCCCACUUUGAUCUCCAUGGAGUGGUGAAACACGCUCUGGAUUACAGCUCGGAGCGUUUGGCGGCGUCUUUCAGUGACUCUUGAUUUGACUUUGAAUUCCACAGUGAUCCAGAUGUUAAUCCACACCUAUUCGGCUAUGGAGCGCGCAGACGGACUGAGCGGCUCUUCGCCGAGCGGUCGUCUCUCCCAGCUGUCCUCCCUGAACCAGGCCGCCUACUCCUCAGCACCUCCGCUCUGCCACACUCCGGCCUCCGACUUCCAGCCCCCGUAUUUCCCUCCUCCGUAUCCCCAGUCAUCCCUGCCGUACUCUCAGAGCCAGGACUCUGCGUAUUCCCACCUGUCGGACCCCUACCCCUCCAUCAACUCCAUUCAUCAGCACCAGCAAGUCGCGUGGCAUUCACAGAGGUCGCGCUCCGAAGAGGGGGGGCUGCUGUCACAGUCUCACCGCGCUCUGAGUCUCGAUCCCCGUCGGGAGUAUCCAGCUGUCCCCCGCCUGCUCCACGGUUUGGGGGAAGGAGCCGCCGCUCUCGGGGACGGUCCUCUCGGGAUGCACCUGGGACACCAUGGCCUGGAGGAUCUUCAGGGGAUGGAGGAAGGUUCAGCCCUGGGCAUCCUCGACCACUCUGUCAUUAAAAAAGUUCCAAUCCCAUCCAAACUGAACGGCUCGUCCCUGUCAGCCUUGUCCAUCGGGAAAGAGGGCCUCGGCAUGGGAGCCGUGUCCAACCCAGCUGAAGUGUUCUGUUCGGUUCCGGGUCGCCUCUCCCUGCUCAGCUCCACCUCCAAGUACAAGGUCACUGUCGGGGAGGUGCAGCGGCGCCUCUCACCUCCUGAGUGCCUCAACGCUUCCCUGCUGGGUGGCGUCCUCCGCAGGGCCAAGUCAAAGAAUGGUGGCCGCUGUCUGAGAGAGCGUCUGGAGAAGAUUGGCCUCAACCUGCCCGCCGGGCGACGCAAGGCAGCCAACGUCACUCUGCUCACAUCUCUAGUGGAGGGCGAGGCCGUCCACCUUGCACGGGAUUUUGGUUAUGUUUGUGAGACAGAGUUCCCAGCCAGAGCCACGGCUGAGUACCUGUGCAGGCAGAGCGAGCCGGACCAGCUCCCAACCCGGCGCAGCAUGUUGCUCGCCACCAAGGAGAUCUGUAAGGAGUUCGUGGACCUGAUGUCCCAGGACCGUUCUCCGCUGGGCGGCAGUCGACCCACACCCUGCCUGGAGCCCGGCGUUCAGGGCAGCCUCACCCACUUCAGCCUGCUCACACACGGCUUUGGUGCGCCCGCCAUCUGCGCCGCGCUCUCUGCCUUCCAGAGUUACCUGAUAGAAGCCAUCAAAAUGUUGGACAAAGGAGAGGGGGGAGGGAAGAGCCACCACGACAAGGAGAUGAAGCACCGCAAAUAGGACAGGGGGACGGAAGGACAAGCGGAUGAGAGGGAGGGCAGGAGAGGAUGCGUGAAAGAGGGGAGGAGACAGACACGCGCCCCUCUGUCUUUAACCUUUGCCCUCAGGACAUAGACUUGCACCUCCCAGAGACUCUGCGGCUCCUGCGGGUGAGGAGGUGGGAGGUGAUAUCUGUAAUUUGUCCACUCAAAAUGACGCAUGGACCUCUCUCUUCUCAGUAGUCGGUUUGUGUCAUGAUGGCGUUUACAACCCUGUUGGCGAAGACAUCGCUUCAGGAUGAGCUCCAACACGUGACCCCGUCCCCUCUCCCUGAUUAUUUUUUGGCUAACGUUUCACCUCAUGUGUCACCAAAAACCACAUUUGGACUGAACACAUCCAGGAAGCGUCGGAAGCCAUAUCCGAGACACGACCUGCUCUUUGCUCCUUUAGAACUCUGGGGGGACUCUCGACCCCACCUGAUUGGUCCAGCUGCAGUGGGUGCUUAUGGGAGAAUGAGUUCUCUGGAGGAGUCAAAGACAUCUAAUGGAGAUUUGUUUUAUUUUGAAGUCUGUGUUGUUGAUGACUUAAGAAAAUAGCACAAAUCAUUUUGUACUUUCUGUGUAUGUUUAUUAUUAUUAAUGUUAUUACUGUUAUUGUAUUACGGCAUAAAUGUAAUAUAUUAUUAAAGAAUUAACAACUCGUGUUUUGGUUUUUUUUUUUUAAUACUAAGUAAAACAUUCAAAAACAUUUACUCAAGAUCCACACUGGUAAAAACGCCACACAAUUUUUAAAUGCAAAGGCAAGAACUGUUUUUUUUUUUUUUUUAAUACUGCUGCAGUUUUUUUUUUUU